CUGAACGUGUAUUCUUAAGUAGUUUUGAGUUUUUCGAUCUUUUUUUUUUUGAAUAAAAAUGUGUGACCAAGAAUUUAGAACGCUGCGAAUCGAUCCGCGCUACCCUUUUACAAAUCAGACAAAGGCAUGUUACGACAACUACUGUGAUUACUACAAGUGCACACGUCUUCUAGGCCAGGUGGACGAUUGCAAGAUCUUCAAAAGAUACUUCGAGACAAUUUGUCCAAACGCGUGGAUCUCCCAUUGGGACGAAUUGCGAGAGAAAGGAGCUUUCCCUGGACCAAUCUGAUUGUGAUGUUGAAGGUUUGUCUUG
This is a messenger RNA of Amyelois transitella, 313 nucleotides long. RefSeq lists its product as uncharacterized. The transcript has 3 exons. The coding region runs from base 59 to 289 and encodes 76 amino acids. The record is from RefSeq and is a predicted model, not a curated record. Lineage: Eukaryota; Metazoa; Arthropoda; Insecta; Lepidoptera; Pyralidae. Gene Ontology annotation, cellular component: respiratory chain complex IV; mitochondrion.